GCCCUGUGGAACUAUACUAUCAGUGCUGCUCCUUCAAAAUAAAAGCCCAUGUGGAACUAAACCAUGAGUGCUACUCCUUCAAAAUAAAAGCCCUGUGGAACUAAACCAUGAGUGCUGCUCCUUCAAAUUAAAAGCCCUGUGGAACUAUACAAUGAGUGCUGCUCCUUCAAAAUAAAAGCCCAUGUGGAACUGAACCAUGAGUGCUACUCCAUCAAAAUAAAAGCCCUGUGGAACUAUACUAUCAGUGCUGCUCCUUCAAAAUAAAAGCCCUGUGGAACUAUACUAUCAGUGCUGCUCCUUCAAAAUAAAAGCCCUGUGGAGUUAUACCAUGAGUGCUGCUCCUACAAAAUAAAAGUCACAGGAGAAAAAACAGAAACUACGCUUUAAAUCUUAAACUGAACUUAACCCAUUUGGAAUCUGAACAAAAUUAAGACCAAUAUUUCAAAUUCUUUAGACACAAGUUGAACACGAAGCAAAAGAUAUUUCCUUAUUCCAGGUUGGUCCAGAUUCUCAUUUGGAUGAUAAACGACAAAACAAAGUGCAGAUAUUUGUCUCAAAAUAUGAGAUUUUCAAACAAAAUUCUCCUCAAUCUGAAAAUGUGUCUGUUGGAUUUGACAGUACUGUUUUAGAAGACAAAAUGGAGCCAGAAAACAUCCCUGAGAUACAACAACAAAAUGAACUUAAUGAGAAUUCCACCUUAAAUGAUGGAUUGCAAAAUAAUCAGGACCUUUCUGCUUCUAAAAAUGACGAUUCCACCUUAAAAGAUGAAUCCACUGGUUCGAAUGAGAUAUGCGUUGGCGUAUCUCAGAUGGGAAGGGAUGGAGAUGACAAUUCCGCCUUAAAUGAUUGUGGAUUGAAUGAUCCCGAAGCAGGAGAAUCGGAUAAGAACAAACUUGAGCUAGAAAUGACUAAAGUAAGUAAUAAUUCCAAUACCUUAAAUGACGACGUAAAGGAUUUAAGUAAAGGUGGAAACUGUGAUCUAAACAAGUCGAAACUAGAAGCUGCUGGGGAGCUUUCCACCUUAAAAGAAGCUCACGAUCCUACUUCAGAAGACCAGAUGACGGCAGAAUGUCUUCGUGAAAAUGAACAAGAGGUUGGCGAAUCUGAAAAAGAACCAGAUUUUUUACAAAUAUCUGAAAAUUUAGUUGAAAAAGACGAUGUACAAUCAGAAAAAACAGAAGUGAUGAUGCCUUCUUCAGAGCGGGUACAUUGUUCGGACGAAGUUGGCGAAGCUUCGGGAACUUCGUCUGAGUCAAAGAUCGAAAUAAAGGAAGCUGAAUGUGCUUCUGUCGAUCAAAAACAAACCCCGCCUACUCCGGAUAUGACAAACCCCGCCCCUUUAACAGUAGCCCCGCCCACUUUGGACCAAACCACGCCCACUUUGUCGGAAAACCCACUUUCUUUUCAAACCGCACCUUCUGACGCCGAAACUCCUUUUGAGCUUCCCGCGCCCACGUCAGACCAGGCCCCGCCCUCGUCCGCCGAGCUGCCGUCGCCCGCCCCCUGUCUCCGCGGUUACCUGCUGAAAAGGGGCGGGGCUCUGAAGGCGUGGAAGCAGCGCUGGUUCGUGUUCGAGGAGGACAGGAACUCGCUGGUUUACUACAGGACGCCGCGCGAUGUGACGCCGCUGGGGCAGGUGUGUCUGAGCUACGCCUCGUUCACCUGCGAGGGGGCGGAGCCAGGCGUCUUCUACCUGCACACACCUGAGAGGACCGUCGCACUGAAGGCUCAGAGUGACAAGCUGAAGUUCUACUGGCUCCAACAGCUGCAGCUCCAGCGAUGGAUACGCACACCUACGAAGGAUAUGACAGAUACUACUAAUACUGCCAGUACUGCUGCUUCUCAUGCAACAGAGGCAGAGCUGUUCCCUCAGCUACAGUGUUCAAAGGAGGUGAACACAGAAGAAGUUUCAAGUCAACCUCUUCUUCUUCAGUUCAGCCUCAAGCAUCCUUUCAUCGAGCUACAGAACAGUCUGAAGAAACGUUCAUCGACUGAGGUGUCCCAGAGCGUCUUCCACAUACCAACCCCGCCUCCAACUCCGCCCACGACAUCAUCAGCCAAUCAUAGCGCAGGAAAAGCACCAGCGACUGGGAGCAAGGCGACCAAUGACAACAAAGGAGAUUCCACAGCGGCCAAUAGGAAUACAGAAGUGACGCUAACCAAUCAGAAUACAGGAAUAGAAGAAGAAAGUCGAAAAGAAGAAUCGUCAGUCAGUCUGAGCAAAGAUUUGACGACAGACGAUCAGGACACACGACAAGAUCUCAAAUCUACCAAAACAAAGUCCAUUUCAGGACAUGUUCAGACCACGCCCACACCGUCAAAAGCCACGCCCACACCACCGAAAGCCACGCCCACACCGUCAAAAGCCCCGUCCACUACCGCCCAAACCUCAACAACUUUAGGUCACGUGACUCUGAGGAGGAGGAGCCGCUCGUUCCUCAGGAGAAACACCUCGUCAUGGACCGAGAGGAGUAGACUGCAGCAAGAACUACAGGACCAGAAGGACUUGGUGGCGGUUCUUCAGAAGGCGUUGAAUAUGUGUCAGUCUGAGAAGCGGUCUAGUAGACUGGACCAGCAGGAUCAUAACCAGACUGAGGAGGACCGGGAUCUGAGGAGGCGCCUGUUAGAGACCCAAGUCCAGCUCGAGGACCUUCAGACCAGCCUGAACCAGAAGGACCAAAUCAUCAAGGACCUGAAGAAGGAAAUCCGAGAACUCAGCGAGAAGAACAUCGCCAAACAGCAGGUGAUUGAGAAGUUGUCCUUGUCCGUGACCCAGUGGUCGGAGCAGAACUCAGACGUGGACCUGCAGAGCGUCCAGACCCUGAUCCUGCAGAACCAGAACCUCCAGGACGACCUGAGAGCCUUCAGGAACCAGAACUACUUCCUCAACUCUGAGAUCCACCACCUGAGCGGACUGUGGAGGACCAGCACGGAGGGCCAGAGGGUCCUCAUGAACAAGGCCUCGGUCCAGAGGGAGCAGCACCUGAGGUUCCUGAGGGAACUGCAGGAGGUCAGUCUGAGGGACGGGCCCCAGAGUGAGGCCCUCAGAAGGCUCCUCCAGGACACUCUGAACCAGGAGCAGAGCCAGGAGCACAGUUCAGUCCAGGUCAACAGGGAACGGGACCAGUACGGGUUUCCUCUGGUACAACACUUUGAGGUGGAAGAUAUUACACUACUGGCCAAGAUCCAGGCUCCAGAUUUGAGGACUCAGCAGAACCAGGAUGCCAUUGAGCGCCCCCUUGUGGCUCGGUGGGAGCAGCACAUGUCCAGUUGCCGCGGUAACUUAAGCGCUUCCCCGGAACUGAAGAACCUGAUCCGGACUGGAAUCCCGUCCCACUUCAGGCCCCAAGUCUGGAACUGGAUCAUCCGGACGCGGACUCAGAGGGACCAGGACCCACUCCAAUACCAGCAGGUCUGUGAGCAGAUGGAGUCCACCCCACAGUCCAGACCCUGGUCCAGGCAGAUCGAUCUGGACUUGCCCCGGACGCUCUGCACCAAUCACAACUUCAGCUCUCCCUCAAGCCCCGCCCUCCAGCAGCUCCGGAGAAUCCUGUUGGCUUUCAGCUGGGAGAACCCGUCCAUAGGGUACUGCCAGGGCCUCAACAGGAUUGCUGGACUGCUGCUGCUGGUCCUGGAGUCUGAGGAGGACACGUUCUGGGGUCUGAAGGCCGUGGUGGAGAACAUCAUGCCUCCAGACUACUUCACCCCCAGCCUGGUCGCGUCGCAGGCAGACCAGCUGGUGCUAAAGGACUUCCUGAGUGAGAAGCUGCCCCGUCUCUCCUCUCACGUGGACAAGUGCGGCGUGGACGUGUCCUCCGCCACCUUCACCUGGUUCCUGGUGGUGUUCGUGGAGGUCCUGCCCAGCCACAUCCUCCUGCCGCUGUGGGACACCUUCCUGUACGAGGGCAGCAAGGUUCUGUUCCGGUUCUGCCUGGCCAUGUUUAAGAUGAAGGAGCCAGAGAUCCUCCAGCUGUCCACGAACCUGGAGCUCUACCAGUACUUCAGGAUCCUGCCCAAAACGGUCCUGGACUACAGGAGGCUGUCGACCAUCGCGUUUGACGAGCUGAACCCGUUUUCCCGCCGCGCCGUGAAGAAUCGACGCACGCUUCACCUGGAGCGCCUCCAGAGGGAGCUGUGUGAACUGCGACGCCAGCAGCAGCUCUUCAUGUCCCAGCGCAGCCUCCGCAAGAGCACGGACGAAGAGGAGGGAGCGGAGGGAGCGAAGGAGGAAGAGGAGGAGGAGGUGUUUGACAACAACAGCGAAGACGAAUACACGGUGUCAUGCAUAUGAGAAAAAAGUACUUGAGUAAAAGUCAAGAGUACUCUACAGUGUUGUGUAUAUGAGAAAAUGUCAAGUACUCAAGUAAAUGUCUGAUAUUCGAGUUAAAGUCAAGUACUCAGGUAAAAGGCAAGUACUCAAGUAAAACUCAAGUACUCUGGUAAAAAUCAAAUACUUGAAUAAAAGUCAUGGGUACUGUAAAUGUCAGAUAUUCAUGUAAAAGUCAAGUACUUGAGAGAAAGUCAAGACAUGUACUUAUUUAGUUCUUUAAAAGCGUGUACUUUUUUGGAUAAAUGUCACAUAUUAUGCAUUAUUUGCUUGUCAAACAGCACCUUUGCUUUGGUAACUCAUAUUUAAAACUUAAAAUAAUGUAUUUUUUUAUGAACCAGACUUUAUUUUCCAGCUUGGGGGCUCCCAAUACUGACAUCUGGUGGAGCAACUGGCAACAAAGGGAAUUACCGUGAGGAUAAAACUGAAUUCAUGAACCCAAUUUGACAGCAGAAAUACUCAAAAAGAAGUCGAAUGAUUUACAGACUUAAAUACUCUUCAGGGUUUUUACUUAUGACAGCACAAUCCUGGGGAAAUUCAGUGUUCAGUGACCACAGGGAGCAGAUUUACUAAACAAGAUUCAUUGAACUAGUGUGAAGCAACUGAAUACAACUCCAGGUUUGCUUUUAGUACAAUAAUAUGUGUCCUUUAAGUCAUGUACCUGAGUAGAAACUUUGUACUAGAGGUCUGAACGGGACAGGAUUUUCAGUCCCACUCCGGCCUAGCCAGGUUAGCGCCACCUAGUGCCUCUGUUCAAUUUCAUUUCUCUUGAGAGACUAGGUCAGGAAUUGGAAUACACUAAAUCAAGGGUGUCAAACAUACGGCCCAGGGGCUUUAAUCUGGCCCUCCAAGACCUUUAAUCUGGCCCUCGGCUGGUUUUCUAUUAAAAUAUUUUAAUUAUAUUUUCUUUUAAAAUAUUGGUAAUUUUCUGCGCCACUGAGCAUAUCAGCAUCUCCAGUGUCUCUGUACGUGGCCCCUCCCACCAGAGCAGCACAAAUGAAGACUUGUCUCUUUCCAAAUGCUCUUAAAGGACGAUCGUUUUGACUGUUGACCGUGACACCCUCAUCAGCAAAAUGUCAAAAAUGAGAAAAGUGGAGUGCAGGAUUUUCCAAGAAAAAUGGACUUAUCCCUAUUUGGAUACAAGUUCAUGUUAAAACAUUGUGUUGAAAUUACAAUUUUCUUAAAGUUUCAGGUUGUUCAUAAUAUUAUAAUAUUUUGUAAAAGAAAAUGGGCUCUACUUUGUACGUGAAAUAAAGUUACCUAUACAUGACCGAAACAAGUAAAAAAAACAUGGGGCAAAAUGGGCACGUGUAUUUGGGUAAAAGUAGUAUGAAACAAAAUACAUAAUAAAAUACGUACUUUUACAGUUACUAUCCAACAGAUCUUUCAUUGCCAAAGCUACACAUGUUUUUGUAUUUUACACUAAAGCUUCUGCUGCUAUUGCUGCACCUGCCUCUGUUACAGCUGUGGGCAGGGUGGCUCCAGUUCUUACUCACUCGGAGACUUGUGGAGGAUGAUCGUGUUUUAAUAACAGUAAAUGAAUGUUUGUUUAGACUUUGUUUUGUGUCUGUGUAAUCCCUCAGUCGUCCAGGUAGGAUCCACGGCAAAAGAAAGAUUCAAUUUUGUCAACUAGAUGCAAGUUUUGGUGGAUACUGUCUUAUUUCUGCCUGAAGUGAGGAGCUAACUACACUGAGACUACUGUAAAACUAACACACCAAUUUGUUUACAUUUUGAGUUUGUUAGUUGGGUUUACUGAACUGCUAUUUUUGUUUUGAUUUAGGUCUGAGGAUGGACUUAAAAUAGGAGAGAGAUGAUGUUAAAGACCCUUUUUUGUUCAAAUAUGGAUUGUCUUUCCUAACAAAAAUAGCCUCUUUAACUCCCCUCUCAAAUUUUUUAUUUUUUUUUUCCCUCUGGCUCAGAUCUUUAAAUCACUAUCCUCAAAGGAGUGGGGAGAUGUACAGCAGACUGUGGUCCUGUGCUGCUAUCUCGUCUGUGCUGGUACAUUCUCUUAUGAUUUUAUUUUUUCCUUUUUGCGUUUAUUUUUAUUAAUUUAUUGUCUUGUCUGUGGUUGUAAUUUAACCAAAAACUGAACCUGUCAAGCCUCUAAAUUACCCAGUAACUUCGGGAGUCCAUGUUUUUUUCACAUUUAACACAUAAGGGCAUACGUAAUACUGUAUAUAUGUCAACUGCAUGAAUAUAUUUAUGUAUAAAUGUGUGCCUUGUGGGAUUAUAAUUAAAAAUUGUGGAAAAAAUAAAACUGAAUUGAUUAAUUGA
Boleophthalmus pectinirostris (great blue-spotted mudskipper) is the source of this 6601-nucleotide messenger RNA. RefSeq names its product TBC1 domain family member 2A-like. The transcript has 16 exons. Bases 638 to 4291 code for a protein of 1217 amino acids. Lineage: Eukaryota; Metazoa; Chordata; Actinopteri; Gobiiformes; Gobiidae. The record is from RefSeq and is a predicted model, not a curated record.